UAAUAAUCUAACUGAGAUAAAACAAUUAAAAUCUCGUUAUUAUGAAUCUGAGCUAGAAAGGGAAGGGUUAAUUUCUUUAACGGAAUCUUUAAAAUCAAAGAUUCGUGCACUACAGCAACAGAUCUUUUCCCAAGAAAAAAAUGGAGUGCAUCCGGCAUAUUGUAACGUAUGCAACAAGUAUAUAGUGGGAAUUCGAUACAAGUGUGGUCAUUGUGAUAAUUAUGAUAUAUAUUCAAAUUGCGAAACAUCAAACCAUAAUCGCGAUCAUGUAUUUAUUAAGAUUAAGCGUCCAAUUGGUAAUGAUAGAUUUGCAAGAACUGCUUUAUUACCCGAAUUUAAAUUAAUCGAACAAAUGAACAAG
Funneliformis caledonium is the source of this 361-nucleotide messenger RNA. NCBI's taxonomy places the organism in Eukaryota, Fungi, Glomeromycota, Glomeromycetes, Glomerales, Glomeraceae. The record is from the annotation of a GenBank genome assembly.